Molecule: messenger RNA, 10902 nt
Organism: Brienomyrus brachyistius
Lineage: Eukaryota; Metazoa; Chordata; Actinopteri; Osteoglossiformes; Mormyridae
Exons: 4
Coding region: 232-9777 (3181 amino acids)
Biological process (GO): protein targeting; protein import
Cellular component (GO): membrane
Molecular function (GO): protein binding; ATP binding; ABC-type protein transporter activity
Source: RefSeq, a predicted model, not a curated record
CCUCCCUUAAAAGAGAACAUAUAUAUAUAACAAAUAAGAAAAGGUACAAAUUUCAAUCUUUGCAUUAUUGUAUCCUGCACCCUUUGAAUUCUGAUACAUACUACGGUUGAGACAAUGGAUUCCCAGUUUCCAUUCUGCUAUGGAAUUCUGUCCUAUAUUACAGCAUCCUACUAAAUGUCACGUGACAUCUCACUGACGAUACAGUAAAUAGGAAAGACAUUUUAAGAAGUCAUGGGAAAUGCACCCUCAGAAUAUUAUGGCGCUAAGUGCUACAAGUGUGGCAAGAGUCUGCCUCCAUGUGUUUCAUUUGAUAACUACCACAAAGCCACGAUCAAUGGAAGACAUGUGUAUGUGUUCAAUGGAGGACAGUAUUACAGAGAGGUUGGAUGUGACGAUGCGCACGAGUGUUGUGACUGUUUUGAGAAGCUCAAGAGAGAACAACAGAGGCUUGAGCAAAGGAAAAAGGAAGAAGAGAGACAAAGAAGAGAGAUGAAAAGACAACAGGAGGAAGAGCGACUGAGAAGAGAGGUGUUAAGACAACAGGAAGAAGAGACACGGAGGAGAGAGGAGGAAAGACAACAGGAAACAGUGAGACUGAGGAGAGAGAAAAAAAAACGACAGGAAGAAGAGCGAUUGAGAAGAGAGGGGGAAAGACAACAGGAAGAAGAAAGACAGAGGAGAGAGGAGGAAAGACGACUGGCAGAAGUGAGACUUAGGAAAGAGAGAAAAAGACGACAGGAAGAAGAGAAACUGAGAAGAGAGGUGGAAAAACGACAAGAAGAAGAGAGACUGAGAAAGGAGGAGGAAAGACAGCAAGAACAAAGACUUAGAAGAGAGAAAAAAAGACUACAGGAAGAAGAGCGACUGAGACGAGAGGAGGAAAGACGACAGGAAGAAGAGAGACUGAGAAGAGAGGAGGAAAAACGACAAGAACAAAGACUGAGAAGAGAGAAAAAAAGACUACAGGAAGAAGAGCGACUGAGAAGAGAGGAGGAAAGACGACAGGAAGAAGAGAGAUUGAGAAGGGAGGAAGAAAGACGACAGGAAAAAAAGAGACUGAGAAGAGAGGUGUUAAGACGACAAGAAGAAGAGAGACUGAGAAUAGAGGCGUUAAGACGACAGGAAGAAGAGAGACUGAGAAGAGAGGAGGAAAGACGACAGGAAGAAGAGAGACUGAGAAUAGAGGCGUUAAGACGACAGGAAGAAGAGAGACUGAGAAGAGAGAAGAAAAGACAACAGGAAGAAAGAUUGAGAAGAGAGGAGGAAAGACGACAGGAAGUAGAACGACAAAGGAGAGAGGAGGAAAGAAGACAGGAAGAGGAAAGACAGUGGAGAGAGGUGUUAAGACAGCAGGAAGAAGAGCGACUAAGAGAGAAGAAAAGGCGACAGGAAGAAGAGAGACUGAGGAGAGAGAUGGAAAGACAACAGGAGGAAGAAGAGAAACUGAGAAGGGAGGUGUUAAGACAAAAGGAAGAAGAGAGACUGAGAAGAGAGGAGGAAAGACGACAGGAAGAAGAGAGACUGAGAAGAGAGGUGUUAAGACGACAGGAAGAGAGACUGAGAAUAGAGGAAGAAAGACGACAGAAACAAGAAAAAUUGAGAAGAGAAAAGGAAAAACGACAGGAAGAAGAGAGACAAAGAAGAGAGGAGGAAAGACGACAAGAAGAAGAGAGACUGAGAAGAGAAAAAGAAAGACUACAGGAAGAAGAGAGAUGGAGGGGAGAGAUGUUAAGACAACUAGAGGAAGAAGAGAGACUGAGAAGAGAGAUGGAAAGACAACAGGAGGAAGAAGAGAAACUGAGAAGGGAGGUGUUAAGACAACAGGAAGAAGAGAGACUGAGAAUAGAGGAGGAAAGACGACAGAAACAAGAAAAAUUAAGAAGAGAAAAGGAAAAACGACAGGAAGAAGAGAGACAAAGAAGAGAGGAGGAAAGACGACAAGAAGAAGAGAGACUGAGAAGAGAGAAAGAAAGACUACAGGAGGAAGAGAGAUCGAGGAAAGAGGAGGAAAGACUACAGGAAGAAGAGAGAUGGAGGAGAGAGAUGUUAAGACAACUAGAGGAAGAAGAGAGACUGAGAAGAGAGAAGGAAAGACUACAGGAGGAAGAGAGAUCGAGGAGAGAGGAGGAAAGACGACAGCAAGAAGAGAGAUGGAGGAGAGAUGAGGAAAGACGACAAGAAGAAGAGAGACUGAGGAGAGAGGUGUUAAGACGACAGGAAGAAGAGAGACUGAGAAGAGAGGAGGAAAGACGACAGGAAGAAGAGAGACAAAAAACAAUGGAGUUGAACGGAGAGAUUAAAAAGACCCUCCAAAGUGUAAAGGAAAAAGUUAGUAUGCGAGAUAAAACUGACAAAAGAGAGGUGGUAAAAAUGUUUUACAACCACUUUCAAACAUCGCCAGAGAACAAUGCUUCUACACUAAUGGAAAUCCUUUCCUCAAGAUGCAACAUUUUGUCGGAAUUUGUCCUUAGCCAGCUAAGUUCUGUUCAGCUGAAGAAGGUAAUAAGUGUUUUACAAGAUCUUCUUUUUGAUGAGUGGGUGAAUCGUCUUCCAUCUUUUGAGACACUCAAACAUGCGCAAGUGUUACUAACAGAACUAUGCAUCCUGUUCAGGCCAGAGUCUGGUGGAAUUUUUUUGGUGAGUGCAUCAGAUCAUAUACACUUUCUGGUGGAAGAAAUCUGUCAGUCAGAAUGUGACAUGCAUCAGUGUUUUCUUUUAACUCAAGCCCUUUUUUUGACUUUUAUAGACAUCUUUGUAGAUGCACAAGAUAUGGAACUAAACGCACUGUACAUUGCUGAAAAAUGGUCAGGCGUGAAUUUUCCAACAGUGGAAAUAUUUACUGUUAGAUUUCUUGAAACUCUUUUGAUUUCCCUACAGAAGGUUGUUGAAAGUGCUUUAAAAAUAACCAUACUAGAUGUGGAGAAGAAGUGUUUCAAAUUCCUGCUAUCACGUUUGGAGAAUCUUAAUAAAGAAGCCACAGGAUCUAUCAAAAUACUCUUAAAACUCGUGGACGUCACUCAAUGGACCCCAACUGAAGCUAUUGGACUUUUCAAAAUUUUAACCGAAAAAUAUGACAAUGAGACUGAUAUUUACAACAUCCUCCAACUAGUGCAGUUAAAUCACAUCCUUCCCUCAUGGAAAGAUGAGAGUGGACAAUCACUAUUUGAUCUUCGUUACCUUGUUGAUUCAGAGAGUUUUUACCGGACUCUACAAAACACAAUGAAAAGUCAAAAUGAACACAAAAUUGAUGAAAUUCUGAGUGACAUGCAGUCAUCUAGAAUCAUUGAGAAUGCCGAUAUCAUCAAAAUUAAACAAAUAGUCCUUUCUAUCCUGAAGUGUUUAGAUGUUCAAGCUGAAAACAAAACCAGAGAACAUACGUUGCCAAAUCCUUUGAAAAGAAAGAAGUUAAAAAUAAAAGAUUUGGAGUUAGCCUUGCAUUAUCUGUGUAAGGCAGUUUUUUACACAAAACGAUGGUGGCCCUCAGUAAGUCAGAUGAUUCAGUGGUGCCUGUUAAUAUUGCAUGAGGACAGUGAGACACUGGAGAUUGUUGGUUUUGAUGAGGACCCAUGUGUCACUGCUAUGUUUCUAGUAAUGCAGGUAUUAAUGGGAAGUAAAGUGGACGUUGUCCUAAGUUCUACCAUUGAAUGCAACCAACAGAUGCAUGAGUGGUCUGACUUCUACAAGCAUUUUGGUAUUUCAUCUAGAUCAAUCAAGGAGGAUAAUGAUUCUGCAUUUGUCUCAGACAUUGUUUUCUCUACUAUGGAUGAAUAUAUUGCCCAUUACCUUCAGUACUUUUCAGGACUGCAGAUAGACCAGCAUAAACGACUGACUCGAGGGUUUGUUGUUGACAAAAAAUGCCUCGUUUUGAACAACAGCUUUUUCUCGAAAAGUAGCGACAACGUGGUUUUAAAAUACAUACAAAGAUGCCAGACAAAUCUGAUGAAAAGACUGUUUAGUCAGGAAAAACACACGGAACAAAGCGGUGUGUUCAUCAGAGCCUUAUUCCAGACCCUUCACACCACGGUCGAAAACAUGCCUGAUGCUAAUGGCCAAAUCUUGGCUAUAUUCCAGAAUCUCACCAAACACGAGUUUACAUCCGAAGAGGAAACCACUCUGAAAUUUCUCAAUGCAAUGACAAAACGCAUUCUUGCCCGUGAUGACAUCAAUUUCCUGCCUAAUGGAGAAGAAGCUUGUUCAGAUUUUUUGUUGACUACAGCCAUGCAGUUAUGCGGCGAGAAAACAGUAACAGAGCUAAUCCAAAAUUUAUUAGCUGGACAACUUUGGACCUCAGUGCAAGUGCUGAAACUCCUAGAAACAUUACUGGAGAGCCAUUUUAGAGAUGGCAACCUAUCCAUCAUGAAGUUAAUUAAUUUGUUGACAAUAUAUCAGAUUUCUCCAGAGUGGAAGAACAAGAAUGACCAAACUAUCCUACAAAUCUUGUGUUCAAUCCAAACAAUGACUGACAUUAAAGAUUUAGAAAAGCAGUUUAAGAACGAAGGAUCAAAAAGCAUUGAUGACAUUUUCAAGGAGAUAAGAGAAUUUAAAGAAAUCGACGAGGCAACAAUAAACACGGCAUACAGUGUCGUAAAACAUGUCCAGGAAUUAAUUUUGUCUGGGGUAAAGAUGAAAUUUGCUAUGAGAAGAAUUCAUGAGCUUAGCAUCAGCAGAGAAGUAAAAGACCUGCAAGAGGUUCUUUCAGCACUGUGCUAUGUUGUGCACAGCAAAAUGGGAUGGUGGCCUCGACUUAAUCAAUUGAUUAGCUGGUGUGUUUUUGCCCUGUCUGAAUCUGGAACGCUCUUGGAAAUAGGCACUGGGGAGGGAAAAUCUUGUGUUAUAGCAAUGUAUGCUGCAUUGCGAGUUCUAAGGGGGGAGAAGGUUGACAUAGUAUCCAGUUCCUCUGUUCUAUGCCAAAGAGAUUCCAAAGAAUGGUCUCAAUUCUACAAGGAACUUGGAAUAACAGUAGGCACCAACACAGGAAAUGAAGAUCAAAAUGAAUGUUACCAGAAUGAUAUUAUUUAUGGGACUGUAGAUGCCUUUGCAGCAGACUAUCUAAGACAGAUAUUUGAAAUGAAAGACACAAGGCUGAACCGUGAGUUCCAGUGUGUGAUAAUUGACGAAGUAGAUUCUCUACUCCUGGACAAUGGAGUACAACUUACAUAUCUUUCAGACGAUAUAGCUGGCAUACAGCACUUGAAUACAGUCCUGUCUCUCAUUUGGGGCCAUGUUAGUCAAUAUGGUCUGAUGCCAACAGAAAGUGAAACAGCUGUACGUGGACCAGUUGUACCUUUUCACAAAGCAGUGUAUGAUGCAAUUGAUACAGAAGAUAGUGAAAUAAAUGGCCCACUGGAUAUUUUACAGAUUGCUGAGGACAAUAACAUAGUCCCUCAAGGUUUUGUAAAAGAGCUCAGUGAGAGUGAGCACAAUCAGUAUCUUGACAAACUUGGAACAAUUAAUAAGGAUUCUAUGAUAAGUUUCUUUGUCGAUAUUGUAAAGGACUACCUUCCGUACAACAUUGUUGUUUACAAACAAAAUGAGAAUGGAUUCUUGCAGUUAAUUAAUCCUAGACAGACGUCUUCUGAAGACAUUCAGGAACUUAGCUUUCUUGUUUUAGACAAAGGCUUAUGUUGCGCACUGUAUUCCUCUGAAGAGAUCCUUCACAAUCCAAUCACAGCAAUGAUUCAAGAAAAGCUGAAGUUCACCCCCUGUGAAAAAAAAGAAGAUGACAAAAUCAGCAUUCCUGGCUUUCUGAAAAAUCUUGUGGAUAACAAAUUGAUCACAUGGAUUCAGAAUGCCUUCCUGGCACUGAAGCUCAAACAGGGACGAGAAUAUAUAGUUGAUAAGGAAAGGAUCUGUCCUGUUGAUUUCAAGUCUACUGGAAUCGUUGAGCUGAACAAGAAAUGGGGCGAUGGUCUGCAGCAGUUUCUUGAAAUGAAGCACCGAAUCAAACUGAGCUCUUUGACUGUUGUGACUAACUACAUCUCCAACAUCACCUGCUUCAGAAUGUACCAGGGAAAAAUCUAUGGGACCACAGGAACGCUUGGGAAUCAAGAUGAAAUUCAGCUUCUGCAAGACUUGUAUCCAAAGCUCUCUGCUUCCAGAAUGCCAUCCUUCACAAGAGAAAAGUUAUUCGAAACUGAGGGUAUUGUGACAAGCUCACACGAAGAAUGGAAAGCAGAGAUAUGUAAUGUUGUUAAAGAUCAAGUCACUCCAAGUAAUGGGCGAGCAGCUCUGGUGAUCUGUGAAACAAUUAACAAGGCCAAAGAGCUGCAUGAGGAACUGCAAGGUCAAAUCUCCGGAGAAAUCAUCCUCUACUCACGCAGUGACAAAGAUUGUAAAAUCGGCAAAAUACUGGAGCCCGGUGAUGUCAUAGUUGCUACCAAUCUUGCUGGUCGAGGUACGGACAUUAAGGUUUCAGAUGAAGUGAACAACAAUGGAGGCUUGUUUGUGAUUCUCUCUUUCCUUGCUGAGAACUUACGAAUAGAGCGCCAAGCAUUUGGGCGCACUGCACGAAAGGGAAACCCUGGAUCGGCCAAAAUAGUCAUGUGCACCGAUCAUCUUGAGGGUUCUCUAAAACAAGUGUCAUUUCUGCAUGAUGCCAAACUUAAAAGAAACAUUCUUUCAAAAGAGAAAGUGGAAUACAUGAUGACAGAUUUGCAAGAGGUUUAUUUGCAAGAGAAUUUGUUUUUUGAGUACUGCAAAAUACUUAAAUACAUACAUGAAAAUGCCAACGAUCAAGAUCGGAUGACCGUUGUUGGCAUAAUGAAUGAAUACUGGGGCAUUUGGCUGCAGACAAAAGCAAAAGAAAUAGAACAAUUAAAAACAGACAAAUUGCUAAAAAGUCUAACUGAAGACAUGGAAAAGGCCAAAGAUGAAUGUCUUAAGGAGGAAUCUCCUAUUUCCAGCAUAUACCACUAUGUUAAGUUAGGCAAUAAUGAGCUUAUGGACAAGAGAUGGGAAGAAGGGUUGGUGCUUUAUGAGAGAGCAAUGCACCUGGAUCCCAGCUGGGCCGCCAUUGCCUUUUACAACCAUGCUUGCUGUACUUUACUCAAAGGCAGCGCUGACUGCAUCGCAACUGCAAUAAAUGAUUUAAAUCAGGCAUUGGAGUCCAUGAAAAACUUUCAUGAGGCAUGUGCAGCUUGUCAGUAUCUUUUAAAAUUGUCUCAGCCACUUGUGGAAGAUGGAGCAUCUGAAAGUCUGAACAAGCAGUUUAUUAUUAAAAUAAACGUUUUCAACUUUUUUCAAAAAAACAUUGAAGAGGCCAUUGAAAAAUUGACAGAAAUCAGGAACAAUAAAGGGAAAGCAGAAGCAAUUCAAAGGCCUAUAUUUCAGCUGGUGUCACACUGUCCAGAUGACCUCACAGAAGAACUUUGCCUUCUAAAAUCACAAGGGCUAUACAGUGUGUUUUCUGUUCAAGAAAAGCCUCACUUUUCUUGGGGCGGAUUGGCUGUUUUCUUUAUUGGACUUGCGCAAGUGGUCGCAGGAGUAUUUCUCACUGCACUAACCUAUGGCGUAUUAGCUACUGUCGGCACACAACUUAUUACUGAUGGGAUAUCUAACUUUAAAUAUGCAGCUGAAGUUAUGAAAACAGGAGUUUUCAGUUGGAAAGACUGGGCUAUAGAGAAAGCCAUUUCCGUGGCUGUCUCUCUCAUAGGUUUUGGUGUUGGAAAAUUACUUGCUAAAGGCUUUAGGGCAUGUAAGAGAGCGGUUACAGGAGUGGGUAAAGAACUUAAGGCUUUGGGAAGGUCAGUUAAUCAGAUGUCUCACACAGUUGUAGAAAGAAAUAUUUUUAAUUCAGCUAAAUUUGUAGUUAAAACGGCAGCUGAACAAACUGGACUGACUUUCCUCUCCAAACUUGAGGAUUUCAUUUUGCAAAAAAUAAUGAAUUCUAUAGAGGAAAAGAUUAAAGAAGAACUUACCAGAAAAAUAGAGGAGGAUAUAAUGAAUGGGACAUUAAGUUCACCAACUGAUGUAAUCAUCUUGUCACAUUUUAAGGAGAGCAGGCAAAUCAGAAACCUUGAAAAGGAAGACUACAUCAAGAAUAACAUGAUGAGUGUUUUCACAGAGUGUUCUAAACAUGUUUUAUUUUCAACAAAUCUUACUUGGCAAAAGAACCUGAUAAGAUCAGUUAUUGAUGUUAUCAACAAAGCUAAAGAUCAACUUCCAAAAUCCAAGAUGAAAUCAUUUUUUACCAUAGUUCAGGUUACAUUUAUGGCAUCACUAUUUGAAUACUGUUGUGUUGCAGCAGGCAAACUUUUGAAUGAAUUCAGCAGUAAGUACAAUGAGGAACUGAAAACACUUAUUGGAAAAAAAAAGUUGGAGAAAAAAAUUGAUUGUGAAGAUUGCGACCUACAGUACCUGCAUGCUUUCAAGAAAGAAUUAGCUGGUGUCAUUUCUGUAGAGCUGAAAGACGUUUUAAUGGAAACGAUUAAGGACACAUUUUUGGGCCAUGUUCAAUAUAUUGCACAGCAAAAAAUAAAUGGCCAGCUGAUGAAACCUAUAAGAAAGAUUUUACGGUCUAAUGAAACAUUGGAAUUGGUUAAAGCCGGUCAGAAGCACAACUUUAUUGUCAACCGCCCACUAAGUGAAGCAGGAGAGAUCAGUCACCAUGACGUCAUGCAUUUGCAAUCAUAUGCAGAGAAGGUGAAGAAGUCAGAGACCCCUGGGACAAUAUUUAGUCUCAGGAAUUACGCUGAACAGACUGGAACGCGAGUCAUUGUUCUCACAGAGGGAACUCAUGGAAAACUUAACAAAAUGUUAGUACUGAACCCAAGCUCCAAACCAGCUUCCAGGACUAUAGAACUGAUCUAUAAACCAAAGAGUGAGCAAUUCCCAAAUGGUCAUUACAAUGCAUGGAUUGACAAUAGGGAAGUGAUAGUGGAGAAUAAAGAUAAUAGUUGUAUGUAUUAUGCAGUUGCUCGUAGCAUGAACCCAGGAGGUUCUGUUGAGGAAAUCUCAUCUAGAGCCAAAGAACUCAGACUCUCGGAGGCUAAAAAUCUCAUUCAGCAUCCAAAUCAGUGGGUCCCUUUUUUGAAAUGCAAAGAACGGUUGGAAAGAAUAAGUGGAGGUCACUCGUAUCUGGCAGAAGGUGAAGUGAGAAUUGAGGAAACAAGUAAAUUACUGCAGGAAGAAACUGGCAAAGUAGGCAAAUGCACAGAUCUUCGCAUUCAGAACAGAGGAAUGGGCCAUUUUAUUAAUGCUGACCAUCAGCCACCACUGAUAUGCAUCGUGGAUGCUGCCAGGAACAACCAAAAUAGUAAGCUAGCUAAUGCAUUUCUUGAGGUGGGACUAAACCAAAGUGAAUUGACAGUUCAAUCAGUAUUAAAUACCACAGCCAAUCAAACCAGUACAACAAAGCAAGCAUGGCUGAGAAACCAUACUCAUGGACUUGUGUGUGUCAAUGUUCCAAAAAGAGUGCAUGACGAGUUUCCUAGUACAAGAUCCCCAAAGUGUCGCAGCCUAACAACGAAAGCCAUAGAAAAUGAUCAAGUUAUUGAUGCCUUUAAGUACACAAUCCUUGGUACCAUCCCAAGGUUUAAGUAUAAUUCUACAAGAGGGUUCAAUGAAUCCUUUGGUGAACCCGGACAGGUUUAUGGUCAAAGUUUUCAAAAGCAUUCGAUUAAAUUGGUCAAAGAAUGGUUCUCAGAACUGAAGAAAACAAGUCCAGGAUCACUAAUAACGGACAACAACCACCAGGCAACACUUAUACGUUGGAUCGAGACUAAGCAAUAUGAAAAUGAAAAUGACCCCCACUGGAAAAAUGUUGCUGGGUGUUUUUAAAGGGACUCCGAAAGACUUCACACAGGAGGCUGAAUAACAGCUCUGGGCCAGAAUCAGCAAUGCGGUACAGGGGGAGUUAAAAAAAGGAGAAAACAGACACCCACACCUCCUCACACAUACCAAACACAAGACGUCCGAUCUAACCCAGCUCUGAAGCAUACAGCGGGUUCUGAAGGACAGCUUGUCUGUUUAAGAUGAACAAGACCACUACUGUGAAAGUCUCGUCAAAAAAAAGUACAUAUUAAUGAUGUUUUCGGUCUGGAGACAAGAACAUCCAGCAUCUGCUCAUUAAGGUCAUGGACCAAUACAUGAUUAUACAGAUCUGCUGCCUUUCAUUGUUUUAAUGUUCUUUAUGUCAAUUAAAGAAGUUAUUUUGAUUUCAUUUUAUAACAAAAACUUAGUAAAUGUAUAAUAACAAUGCAAGUUAGCAAUGACGGUUGGGUAAUGAAUUGUGGGGUUGAUUGACGUCAAAGCAUCGGCGAAGCAAAUCAAAAUAUAGACUUCAGAAACUAGUCGCUAAGUUAUCAAAGCGAGACCAGUAGUAUUGUACCACUGAGAAAGAUUAAUUAAUGAAACUGAAUUGGUGGCAUACAGCAGUUCUAAGGAACACCAAGCACAGUCAUUAAUCUGUAAUUUGCUUUGGAUGAAGGUGUCUAUCAAAAGUGACCAAAGUCAAAAGAUAGUAAAUACGAUGUUUAUGAAUUAUAUCUGUAUCACAUGAAUAGGUGUCUGAAUAAUGAUGCAUUCAAGUGAAGGUGAAAAUUUAGUGUUAAUCUCUUAUAUCAGGACUGCAUGCAUUAUUCUGGCAGUCAAUUAUUUUUCAUCAGUAAAAUGACAGAUUGUGAUUUCAUUUCUUUUUUAAUCAAAAUAUAAUCAUUUAAUAAAUCAUUUAAUAUCACUUCUGUUUUGUUCUGUGUUGUGUUCAUUUUUAUUUAGCAGAAGUACAUUAGAGUGAGAUUUUCAUUGCUUAGUUGAACUGACUUCUGUGUAUAUGACAAACUCUUGCAGUAAUUGAAUUAAUAGAGUAGGUAAAAUUAGUUUGAAAUGGGGAGCUUACUUCAAAAUAUUUACACAUUGAUUGUGUAUAAAGAGCUUUUUGAAUAAACGUUUUGCAUAUACAAGACA